UCACCAACAUCCUCCAUUUGCAAAACAGGUUAUUGAGGCCAAUGGAAUAGCAUUUAGUAAUGGCAUGAUUAAUGGUCUCAGUGAAUUGCAGUACAAUUCUCUGGCUCAGUCUCAGUACUCCCAGCUGUCUGCCUCAUUUUCACCCUCUGUGCAACAUCAGGCUGUGUCACCCUUUGGUGAGGCAUUGAUGCACCCCUCAGUAUCCCCUCAUGUAUCUCACCCCCCGACCUCUGCUGUACAAGCUAAUAGUGGUACAUCACCCUGGCCUGACCCAUCUCCUGUCUGCCGUACAAGAACAGUUGACACCUCUGCUACCUCAUCACUGGCUGUGAUGUUGGCUCAAGUUCAGCAAGGAUUUAACUGGGCUCGACCGAUUCAGCCUCCUCAGCCCAUACCUCAACUGAAGGAUCCAUCUCCUUGGCUGACAGCAUCUUUGGGGGGUACCAAUAACAGAUGGAAACAGAUCCCUGAUGGGCAAGGUGCAGAGGAUGUUUUCAUUGCUGGUUCUCCUAUUGAUGGAGGAGUCCCUACUCCUCCUGUCCUGCAGACACUGGCAGAUGAGCUUCCAGUAGCAUCCACAGUUCCAAUACCAGCAUCUCAACCAGUCCCCCCCAGUAGUGAGCCCCAGGUGACAAGCAAACCUAGCUUGAGUUUGUGCGAGAUUCAGGAGGCAGAGGCGAAGAUGGAAGAGGCACAUAAGGCUUCUGAGAAGGAGUGGGAAUGCACCUGCAGUAACAUUGCAACUUCUCUUGUUGCUUCCAGUUCCGAAGACACCCAGCCAUUUACUGCAUCCUGGGGAUUGCUGACAUCCCAAGCAGGAGGAAGAAAUACCACAGCACCGAAGGAGCCCCCAAUGCCUGUUACCCCGAGUGUGCCUGUUUGGAUGACUGCUGCACCAACUGCUACCAUAAAGAAGUUGAUGAAGGAGAUCCAAGAGGAAGAGGAGAGGAUGAAGAAGGUAGUAGUGAGAGAGAGCAUGGCAUCUGCUGCUGCCUGCUGGCCUUAUGCUGAGACUACCUUCAAGACUGUGCCUAGUGCACAGAAUACUUGCAGCAGUGCAUGGACAACUAUUGGGGAAAAUGCUACACUGGCACCUACUAAACCUGCUGCAACACCAUGUGUGGAGGACUCUCCUGUUACACUGUCAAAUGACUUCUUGAAAUGGCUGAGUGAUUCAUUGAAGGGCUUAAAUAGCUCUGUCAAUUUGGAAGAGAUCACUUCGAUGCUUUUCUCAUUCCUGCUCAACCUGGACCCAUCAACAAUUGAGAUUAUCUCUGACCUUAUCUAUGCCAAUGGCAUGAUUCUUGAUGGUCACAGGCGGAAUGCUGCCAGCAUAGGUGGUAACAGUGGAAAGCCUAUUUCAAUCACAGACAUUGUGAAGACCCAACCAAAGACUGUCCAGCAGGAGUGGGGUUUCAAGGUAGUCAACAAGAAAAAGAAGGGGGGCAGGUCAUAAGCAGGCCAUGAUGUGUCGGUCAGAGUCACAUAGGCAACCCCAGUGAUAUAUUACUCAGGUAACCAAUGCAUCAUUCCCUUCAUUGUGCUAUAUCCUGUGUGAUACCCCUCGAACACUUAAUAAUACCUUACCAUGCAUCAUAUCUAUGCAAGAUUCAGUGGUUCCUCCCUCAAGCCCACUGCUAUGUACACAUUUCCACUGUAACCAUACCAUGGUUCU
Pisolithus orientalis is the source of this 1675-nucleotide messenger RNA. RefSeq lists its product as uncharacterized. Bases 65 to 1456 code for a protein of 463 amino acids. The transcript is spliced from 6 exons. The record is from RefSeq and is a predicted model, not a curated record. NCBI's taxonomy places the organism in Eukaryota, Fungi, Basidiomycota, Agaricomycetes, Boletales, Pisolithaceae.